Closterium sp. Naga37s-1 is the source of this 1584-nucleotide messenger RNA. The record is from the annotation of a GenBank genome assembly. NCBI's taxonomy places the organism in Eukaryota, Viridiplantae, Streptophyta, Zygnematophyceae, Desmidiales, Closteriaceae.
AUGGGGGCGCAACCUCAGAACCUCCCCUCGCACUCACUCCCCACCCACUGCCUCCACGGAGCCACCACAUGCCUCCCUCCCCCCACCGCUUGCACCUCGCUCCGACCUCCACACCGCUCCAGCGCCUCAGCCCCCACCUGGAACCUCCUCUCCUGGCAAGGUUCCUCGCGAGUGGCCCCGUUGGGCAGCCAUCGCCCGGUCUGUCCCCACAGAGGUCCCCCCUUUCCUCACAACCAGGCAUGGACAACGGAAACCGAGCUGGCCGUCGGCGGAAUAACAAAGGAAAGGGGGGCAAAGGGCCAGCUCACCUACUCCCCCCUUCCUCCCUCCCCUUCCAGGCGUCCCUCCUCACCCCACAUCCCGAUGAACCUGCACCAAGCCUUACCCCUGCGGGCCAGCCACCAAACCCACACCCCGCUCCCGUACCCGCCCCUCCACAUGGCCAUGGGAGCGAUUCAGCCCACUCACCCCAGUCCGCCUCUCCCUUCCUCUACAACCCCCCCAGGUAGCGGCUGUUACGUGCGCCGCCGGGAUGGAGGCCGAUGGGAUGAGGGAUGCGCCUAUGGCAGACGCCGCCGACUCCUUUUCCCAUACCUCCCACCCCAUCCAUAUCGACGACCCCCUACCGAAACCCAUGGUCAUGGGGGAGGACCGAGAGGGUUUUCUAGGGCAGGGACCACACCUGAGCACUGCUCAGUUAGUACGCCCCACCCCACCCUCUUCCCAACCAGCCAUCCUACCCCCACCAGCAGGCAGGCAGGUCACCGGGACCCCAAGGUGAGGGCUGCCAUUUCAGACUUGCUGGCGAUACAGAGCCCCAGCAGGUCUCCGGUUGCCCCCACCCUACCAGUCCCACAGGUCCGGACCCGGACGUAUGCGGAGGUCACUCGCUCUGUCCCUUCCUCUACCCCCCCAACUAUUCCCAUAGGCUUGUCACUUCCGUCCCCGAUGGAGACGGACCUGGUUCUGAGGCCAUGUCACUUGCACCCAGAUGUAGUGGUGCCUCCCCCCAUUCGGCUUGCUGCCGACAUACUACCCGUGGCGCAGGAGGGCACCAGCAUCAGGUAUGAGGCCUCCGCCCCGGCCGAUACCCCUCCGCCUCGGGUAGCAGAGCCGCCACUUCAACCCCACCCCGCCGAGGGAGAGGGGCGCACCACGGCACGCACUUCAGGCCCACCUCCACAUCCCCCCUCCCUUGCUCCGGGGCCAGUACGGCCGGGGGGCUCGGCCCCAUCCAGUGUGGCAGCACCUCCACCUCCGUCGACACCCCUCCUGCACAGGGCCGGUGAGUCCUCUCCCACCCUUAUCCCGGGUGACCCCCUUGGAGCUCAGGCCGCCCAUGGGACCUCCUCUACGGCCCCGAUCGACCCCACCGACACGGCGACAUCACCCGACCAGGUCAUGACUUGCCCCACCUGCAGAAGCCCUCUCGCGAACCGACGCGCGCUCCAGCACCACACUCCCUUCUGCCAUCCUGCGGACGCAGCUCGCAGGGCACAGGCCGUCCAUGACACCACCUCGAUCCUCCCUUCCCUCUCACAGCCCCGUGCGACCGGGAUACAGUUCAUUGACGCACAGUGGUAG